AUGAACUACCUUCCUCCGACUGUUGAAGACGCCAAGAAGAUGACCUCGGACCCCGAUAUUGUCGAGGCCACUGACUAUUACAAGACAGGCCGGGGCCAGGCUCCAUGCGGUGCUACCAGCGGUCUUUUCUUUGUCGGCAGCGUUCCUGAUGGCUUUGGUACCUUCCGUGAUGCUCACGAAAUUCACGCCCGCGCCGGUUCGAAGGAGAAGCACCUUGUCGAGCUGCCCGGUGUGACGCAUUACAAGCUUUAUGAUGAAUCUAAGGCUGUCAAGGCUGCUCUUGAUGAAGUCUUGCCCUUCCUUAAGAAGCACUUCAACGAGGUCCAAUAG
Messenger RNA from Aspergillus chevalieri, 330 nucleotides. RefSeq lists its product as uncharacterized. The transcript has 2 exons. The record is from RefSeq and is a predicted model, not a curated record. Lineage: Eukaryota; Fungi; Ascomycota; Eurotiomycetes; Eurotiales; Aspergillaceae. The coding region runs from base 1 to 330 and encodes 109 amino acids.